Scomber scombrus (Atlantic mackerel) is the source of this 3631-nucleotide messenger RNA. RefSeq names its product adenosine A2b receptor (gene adora2b). The transcript has 3 exons. The coding region runs from base 220 to 1266 and encodes 348 amino acids. Gene Ontology annotation, cellular component: membrane. Gene Ontology annotation, molecular function: G protein-coupled adenosine receptor activity. NCBI's taxonomy places the organism in Eukaryota, Metazoa, Chordata, Actinopteri, Scombriformes, Scombridae. Gene Ontology annotation, biological process: vasodilation; adenylate cyclase-activating G protein-coupled receptor signaling pathway; G protein-coupled adenosine receptor signaling pathway. The record is from RefSeq and is a predicted model, not a curated record.
UCGGACGCUGUUUGUGUGAAAACAUCCACAGACAAUGUACGGGUUCAAUAAGAUGGCUGCUUCUGCUGCUCACACUUGUGGAAUAUUCCUGGAUUACAGCGAAAAGACUUCUUUACUCCAUCGGGACUAGGAGCUGUGCGGUUGUGUGUGUGUGUGUGAGUGACCUUCUUCUCUGUGAACAGCCUGCAGAUUUCGGUCCCCCGUCACACUCUUGCUGAGAUGAAUAGGUUGUACAUCGUGAUUGAAGUAGUAAUUGCUGUUCUGUCCAUAUCCGGCAACGUCCUGGUUUGCUGGGCUGUCGCGAUCAACACCACUUUGCAGAACGCCACCAAUUAUUUUUUGGUGUCAUUGGCUGUGGCUGAUAUUCUGGUCGGUUGCCUCGCCAUCCCCUUCGCCAUAACCAUCAGCGUUGGCAUACACUUGGACUUCUAUGGAUGUCUCUUCCUGGCCUGUUUUGUGCUGGUGCUGACCCAGAGCUCCAUCUUCAGUCUUCUAGCAAUUGCUAUAGAUAGAUAUCUGGCCGUCAAAAUUCCUCUGAGGUACAAGGAGUUGAUGACGGGAAAGAAAGCCAGAGAGAUCAUCGCUAUUUUGUGGAUCCUGUCCUUUGUCAUCGGCCUGAUCCCCUUCUUUGGCUGGAACUUGAAGCACUUUGGCUGCAACAACAGCUCCGAUGCAGACAACACUACAAACACUAGCCUCACGGAGGGGCCGAGGAGCGGAGACUUGUUACGGAGCUGUAAACUCCAAUGCUACUUUGAGAGUGUGGUGGACAUGCACUAUAUGGUCUACUUUAAUUUCUUUGUGUGCGUGCUGCUACCGCUGCUCAUCAUGUUGGGUAUCUAUCUGAAGAUCUUCACCGUGGCCAGGAAGCAGCUGAGACAGAUUGAGCUCAAGUGUGUGGGCAACGGGGACAGCCAUCACCACGGGCUGCUGCAGCGGGAGAUCCGGGCCGCCAAAUCCCUCUCCAUUAUCGUGGGACUGUUCGCUGUGUGCUGGCUGCCCGUCCACAUCCUCAACUGCCUCAAGCUGUUUUACCAUGAGCUGGAGAGGCCGGAAGUUGUCAUGUACGUGGCCAUCAUUCUGUCGCACGCCAACUCCGUGGUCAACCCCAUCAUCUACGCUUACCGCAUCCAGGACUUCAGGAACACCUUCAGCAAGAUCCUGGCCCAGCACUUCCUGUGCCGCCGGGAGGAUCUGUACCUCAGCUCCAACGGCAGCAGACGCAACAGAGACCAGAUCCACAUGACCAUCGACCCUCUGCUAUAGAGAGCCGUGACAGAGUCUUACAUGUCAGUUCUGUUGUUGAAUUUUAUGUCCACCGAGGUUUCUAAUGUUUACAAGAACAAGGGUAUGAUAUGUGAAGAUGAUGUCAGACACGCCUUGAAUGUGGACAUUUAUUUAUGAAUCGUGCCAAGUAUCAGGGGUCAAGCAGUGAAAUGUUGAAUGGAGAGUCUUAUGUAACUUUUGUAUUGUGAAGGAGUUUGUUUGGGUUUGUUUUUUUUUUACUGUUGAAGCUAACUGGAUUUGUAGGACUGUGAAUAGGAUCCAAACUUUGCUACAUUCUGAAAUGCUAUUUAUCAUUCUGAAUCCACCCUGUUACAACCUUAAAACACUCCUGCUGUUUUUUACUGUCAAUAAUCAGUGCCACUGUUUAAUUAUUUAUUUAUUUGCAACACCUUAUCUUUUUUGAGAAUGUAAAAGAUCAACAAAAAACAAAAAAACUUUGUGAGGCUAGAUCUGUGCUUGUGGACCUAGAAAGGUACAAUAGAAGUAGUCAGCAUCUGUGGUUAUUUUUUUGCUUGUGACCCUUUUUUAAAUGAAUUCAUACUCACGAUCCUCAUCACAGGCUUCACCUGUAGAAAGUAGCUGUUAUAAAACUGUUAUUGCUCAUAGACGACACAAAAUAAGAGAGUAAAAUACCUUUGUAUAGCAGAGUUUUCUACUAAGCUGCUGCCUUUAACUAAGUGCCAGUGUUUGCAGGUGUUGCUGCACUAAAUCCUCCACAACAAAAAAUGUAUACAGAGGCACACAGUAGUCUGCUAUAUCCCCAAGAACAACAGAGCCUCUCAUGCAACAAAUAUAAUAAGAAAAGGGGGAAAAAAGAAAGAAAUGCUGCAUAUUGCAUGAGUCAUCUCUCACAGCCACAGGGGUUGCACAUGAAUCCUGUGACCCCUGCAGCUUUGAGCCAGAGAAAGGCGUUUUUUGUGACCACUAGAUGAAGAGAAAGAUUUGAGUCAGUCACGCAGACCCGAGACAUGAGAAGCAGUAAGUCAGCGAAACACACCUGCGGUGCUGCUCCCAGUCCUUUGCACACAAACAUAUCUUAAGACAAAAGCUCAGGAAGUGGGAAACUGAUCGUACCCUUCAUAGAAACACGACGUCUGCAGAGUAUUCUCAGCUGCUUUGUCUUGAGCCAAUUGAUGAAUAACUGUAAGCAGAUUAGCUGGCGUCAAACUUUAAAAAAUUCCUCAUCCUGGUACACAUGCAUGUAGUGGCUUACAUAACAUAAAGCACUAUUGCUUUGUACAUGAAUGUCACUUGCCUUAGGAGUCCAGCUGACAUCCCCCCCUCCACCCUCCAUCACAAAGUCUCAGCUGGGAUCCCGAGGCUCUCAUUUGGCCUGUUAAUGCAGUCAGUCCCUUCAUAUGCUGCUGAAGUCACUGACUUAGCCGAGAUUAACGGUUUCAUUUCGGGAAAACGACUAAAAUGUGUUGUAUUAAGGACUCGUUUUAAUUAAUUACUAAUGAUCCAACACUUGUCCGAGCAAACACGACUGUUGAACCCAUAAAGAUAGAGAUAAUCUUUAAAGGAUGAAGCAGGAAACACUAAUGAUGAUGAUAUCAUUUGCAAUUGAUAGUGCUCAUAGUGAAGCGCUACUUUCCCACAGACUCGGUCCUUAAAGCACUUGUUGCUCCGCCUCAGGAGUGCGUGGUGAGAGCUGUUAAAUCACCAAGAAAGAUGCAUCCUUGAAUUAAAUCAGACGAGCAGAGUCUUGUUUGGAGUGUCAAAAUAUAUGUGGGAAAAAAAAGAACUAAGGUAUUUUCGGUCACCUGAGAGCCAUCACUACACAAAUGAAACCACAUUGCACUGAUGUUUUUAGAUUUUCUGAUUGGUGUGCUUCAUUGGUGUCGAACCAUGUUGUUGUCGUUGUUGUCGUUGUUGAGCACUUGCCUCACUGCUUGGUGAUCUCCCCUCAGUUGCCAUUGUGUACAGUGUACCACCUCUGACUAAUUUCAAGGGCUAAAACACAGGAGUGUGCCAAUGUUUUAGUACAUUCCAAUGGAGACAUAUAUACUGUAACUGCACUGUAGCGUUGUAUCGUCUUUGUUGACUGACGUGUUAAAAUAAGUACUGUAGGUGUCUGGCUUUCUACGAGCUAUUGAUUGAUGUCAAACUAUUGCCUUUUUUUGUGAUUUCAAGGUAAGACGGACAAUAACGAGUUGAUGUAGUUCAACAUUCCUGCCUUUCAUUCCAAAUAUCUGUCAAGUGUGCUCUCGUGUCAUUUCAUUACUAAUCAGGAAAAAAACAUCUGAACAGCUGACGUUCAACCUUUCUUCUUCAGGCCAUUUCUUUCUUUCAUUCAACAGAACUACAACUGCAAACUGAUACUGCUAUUUAACAUGCAAUCUGU